AUGGAAUUGCAACAAGCAAGAUUACUUUUAGAGCAAAAAGAAAAAUACUUAAAAGAGCUUGCAUUAACACUCUCCACACACAUUCAAGACUUAAGCCAAGUCAAUGAAAAAAUUUCAUCACUUGAAAAUGUGAUCCAACUUAAGGAAAAAAAAUUCAAACGUAAAUCAGCACAGCUUGAGCAAGAAAUCAAAGACAAAGAAAUAAUUCUUGCCCGAAUAAAAGGCCUUGAAGGGCUGUUAGGGUCUUCUAAUGAUCCUUCAUUUCAUAAGAGAUCCAAAACAUUUUCGAAAGGGAAAACAGACACAACUGCAAAUUACCUUGAGUUUUAUUCCAAACUGAAAAACCAGAAAGAAAUAAAUCCUGUGGUUGAAACGCCUGUAAAAGUGGAAGAAGAGAAAAAGGAUGUCUUCGAAAUUGAAAUGGGCAACACAAGUGCUAUCACAGAGGAAGAAAUUUUGCAAGAACUCAGAGAUUUAGGCUUGGAGAAAAUUGUUAACAAGUAUAAUUAA
Molecule: messenger RNA, 510 nt
Organism: Blepharisma stoltei
Lineage: Eukaryota; Ciliophora; Heterotrichea; Heterotrichida; Blepharismidae
Source: the annotation of a GenBank genome assembly